UAAAUGUUGUAUCUUAUUAUUCUUCUGUGGUGAAGUUUAUACUAAAAAACCUGUUCUUGAUGUGUACAGUGUCUUUCAAGUCUUCCUGAUUGUCGGGUUGGCAUUUUUGGACUUUAUGUCAUCCUUACAGACAUAUGAGUUUCAAGUUUGGCAGCUAAGUUGGCAUCUUUACUGCUGAUCUGUAGUUAGGUAUUGAAUCUUAAGUUGGGAAUUGCGCCCUUUCUUCUGUAAUUUUUGAGAUAUAAAUAUGCCUUCCUGGUGGGGGAAGUCUUCAUCCAAAGAAGAAAAGAAGAAGGCAACAAAGGAAAGUUUUAUUGACACAAUAAAUCGCAAAUUUAAGAUUGCAUCUGAGGAAAAAUCCAAAAGUAGAUCAGGAGGUGCUGGGAGACGAUAUAAUGACGCUGUUUCAGAAAGGGGAUCUCUAUCCCGAGUGCCAUCAAGAUCAACAUCACCUUCAACAUAUGUAUCACGUUGCCAAAGUUUUGCAGAAAGGGCUGCUCAGCCACUUCUACUUCCAGCAGCUCAUCUUGCUCGUCUUGGUUGCAGUGAUUCUGGAAUUAGUGCAGCAACAAAACCAAGAUUUGACAGAAGUUCCAAAACAUCACUGAUUUUACCCCUCCUAGCAUCUGGAUGUGUCUCUAACAGGUUGGAUCCUACUGAUGCUGAGGGAGAUUUAGAAGCUGCUUAUUCUUGUGACAGCUCCAGUGAUAGUGAUUAUCUACCAGAUUCUCGUCUCCUUAGUCCCUUGACUUCUCUGCAUCCACAAGCUGGAGGGGCUGUCAAUGAGUCUCGUAAUGGCCGGCCUAAUGAUGUGAAACAACAAAGCCAUCGAUUGCCCCUUCCGCCUAUAACAAUCUCUAAUACUUCUCCUUUUUCUCUCUCAUGUUCAACUGCAACAUCUCCAUCAGUCCCCAGAAGUCCAGGCAGGGUAGAAAAUCCAGUUAGCCCUGGUUCACACUGGCAGAAAGGAAGAUUGCUGGGGAGAGGCACAUUUGGACAUGUCUACCUUGGUUUUAACAGGUCUAGAAGCGGUGAGAUGUGUGCUAUGAAGGAGGUAACUCUAUUUUCGGAUGAUGCAAAGUCAAAAGAAAGUGCACAAAAGCUGGGGCAAGAAAUUGCAAUGCUGAGUCGCUUAAGACAUCCAAAUAUAGUGCGGUAUUAUGGAUCCGAAACUGUAGAUGAUAAACUUUAUAUAUACUUGGAGUAUGUGUCUGGUGGUUCCAUUUAUAAAAUUCUCCAAGAAUAUGGUCAGCUUGGUGAAGAUGCUAUACGCAAUUAUACUCAACAGAUCUUGUCUGGGCUUGAAUAUUUACAUGCUAAGAACACUGUCCAUGGAGACAUCAAAGGAGCUAACAUAUUGGUAGACCCCAGUGGCCGUGUGAAAUUAGCCUAUUUUGGGAUGGCAAAGCAUAUCACUGGGCAGUCUUGUCCUUUAUCAUUCAAGGGAAGCCCUUAUUGGAUGGCACCUGAGGUCAUAAAGAAUUCAAAUGGUUGCAAUCUUGCUGUUGAUAUAUGGAGCCUUGGUUGUACUGUUUUGGAGAUGGCGACCACCAAACCACCUUGGAGUCAGUAUGAGGGGGUGGCCGCUCUGUUCAAGAUAGGAAACAGUAAGGAACUCCCUGCUAUUCCUGAUCAUCUCUCAGAUGAAGCAAAGGACUUUGUGAGGCUCUGUUUGCAACGGAACGCAGCUUGUCGUCCUACAGCAGCUAUGCUUUUAGAACACCCUUUUAUUAAAAAUGCUGCCCCAUUGGCUAGGAACCCAGCUGUGACUUUCGGUCUGGUUUUGGCUAGGAAGCUAUCCCGCACGAGGGCUGUUUUCUACAUGAUCAUGCAAUGCCUUGGUGCCAUCUGUGGUGCUGGUGUUGUGAAGGGCUUUGAAGGUUCUGGAAACUAUGAAAGGUUGCAUGGUGAAGCCAACUUUGUGAACCAUGGCUACGCCAAGGGUGAUGGUGCUAUGUGCUGCCAUUCAUGAUAACUUGCCACUUAGUUACACUAGAGGGAGGUGGAACGUGGAUUGACUUAGUCUACUUUAGUUAUUUGUUUGUUCCGAAUAAUAAGCCACACUUAACUAUACUAGCCGGAAGAGGAAUGUGGAUUGACUUAGUCUAAUUUAAAUAGUUGUUUAUGCAUGUAUAUUAAGUCACGAAAGCCAUGAAAUGUUAGUGGAUAACUUUGCUUUCCUAA
Mangifera indica (mango) is the source of this 2184-nucleotide messenger RNA. Its product is annotated as mitogen-activated protein kinase kinase kinase YODA-like. Lineage: Eukaryota; Viridiplantae; Streptophyta; Magnoliopsida; Sapindales; Anacardiaceae. The record is from RefSeq and is a predicted model, not a curated record. Gene Ontology annotation, cellular component: membrane. Gene Ontology annotation, biological process: protein phosphorylation; transmembrane transport. Bases 248 to 1972 code for a protein of 574 amino acids. The transcript is spliced from 8 exons. Gene Ontology annotation, molecular function: ATP binding; protein kinase activity; channel activity.